Messenger RNA from Galeopterus variegatus (Sunda flying lemur), 3050 nucleotides. It is a transcript of the gene MCAM, whose product is annotated as melanoma cell adhesion molecule. Lineage: Eukaryota; Metazoa; Chordata; Mammalia; Dermoptera; Cynocephalidae. Bases 34 to 1974 code for a protein of 646 amino acids. Gene Ontology annotation, cellular component: plasma membrane. Gene Ontology annotation, biological process: angiogenesis. The record is from RefSeq and is a predicted model, not a curated record. The transcript has 16 exons.
CCUCACUUGGCUCUCGCCCUCCGGCCGGGAAGCAUGGAACUGCCCUGGCUCCUCUGCGCCUUCUUGCUCGCCGCCUGCUGCUGCUGUCGCCGCGCCGCGGGUGUGCCUGGAGAGGCGGAGCAGCCCGCGCCCGAGCUGGUCGAGGUGGAAGUGGGCAGCACGGCCCUUCUGCAGUGUGGACCCCCCCGUUCCCAAGGCAACCUCAGCCAUGUGGACUGGUUUUCUGUCCACAAGGAGAAGCCCACACUCAUCUUCCGUGUGCGCCAGGGCCAGGGCCACAGCGAACCCGGGGAGUACCAGCACCGGCUCAGCCUCCAGGGCAGAGGGGCUACUUUGGCCCUGACUCAAGUGACCCCCCAUGAUGAGCGCAUCUUCCUGUGCCAGAGCAAGCGCCCUCGGUCCCAGGAGCACCGCAUCCAGCUCCGUGUAUACAAAGCUCCAGAGGAGCCAACCAUCCAGGGCAGUGUCUCGGGUAUCCCUGUGAACAGUGAGGAGCCUGAGGAGGUUGCCACCUGUGUGGGGAGGAAUGGGUACCCCAUUCCUCAAGUCAUCUGGUACAAGAACGGUCGGCCACUGAAGGAGGAGAAGAAUCGGGUCCACAUUCAGUCAUCCCAGAUCGUGGAGUCGAGUGGUCUGUACACCUUGCAGAGUGUUCUGAAGGCACAGCUGGUAAAGGAAGACAAAGAUGCCCAGUUUUACUGUGAGCUCAACUACCGGUUGCCCAGUGGGAACCACAUGAAGGAAUCUAGGGAAAUCACCGUUCCCAUUUUCUAUCCAGCAGAAAAAGUGUGGCUGGAAGUGGAACCUGUGGGAAUGCUAAAGGAAGGAGACCGUGUGGAGAUCAGAUGCUUGGCUGACGGCAAUCCACCGCCCCACUUCAGCAUCACCAAGAAGAACCCCAGCACCAGAGAGAUGGAGGAAGAGAUAAGCAACGACGAUGGGAUCCUGGUCUUGGACCCAGCCCAGAAGGAGCAUAGCGGGCUCUAUGAAUGUCAGGGCCUGGACUUGGACACCUUGUUAUCACUGCAAAGUGAACCACAGGAGCUGCUGGUGAACUAUGUGUCUGAUGUCCAAGUGAGUCCCGCAGCCCCUGAAAGCCAGGAAGGCAGCAGCCUCACCCUGACCUGUGAGGCAGAGAGUAACCAGGCCCUCAAGUUCCAGUGGCUGAGAGAGAAGACAGGCCAGGUGCUGGGAAAUGGGCCUGUGUUCCAGUUACACAACUUGAAACGGGAGGCAGGUGGAGGCUACCGCUGUGUGGCAUCUGUGCCCAGCAUACCUGGCCUGAACCGCACCCAGCUGGUCAACGUGGCCAUUUUUGGGCCCCCGUGGAUGGCACUAAAGGAGAGGAAGGUGUGGGUGAAGGAGAACACACUGGUGAAUCUGUCUUGUGAAGCAUCAGGAUAUCCGCGGCCCACCAUCUCCUGGAAUGUCAAUGGCACGGCAAGUGAACAAGACCAAGAUCCGCAGAGUGUCCUGAGCACCCUGAGUGUCCUCGUGACCCCAGAGCUGCUUAAGACAGGCGCUGAAUGCAAGGCCUCCAACUCCCGGGGCAAAAACACCACCACCAUCUUCCUGGAGCUGGUCAGUUUCACGACCCUCACACCAGACUCCAGCAAAACCACUGGCCUCGGCACCUCCACUGUCAGUCCUCAUGCCAGAGCCAACAGUACCUCCACAGAGAAGAAGCUGCCUGAGGUGGAGAGCAAGGGCGUGGUCAUCGUGGCUGUGAUUGUGUGCAUCCUGGUUCUGGCUGUGCUGGGCGCCGUCCUCUACUUCUUCUACAAGAAGGGCAAGCUGCGGUGUGGGCGCUCAGGCAAGCAAGAGAUCACGCUGCCCCCGUCUCGUAAGAGUGAAUUUGUAGUUGAAGUUAAGUCAGAUAAGCUCCCAGAAGAGAUGGGCCUCCUACAGGGCGGCAACGGUGACAAGAGGGCUCCAGGAGACCAGGGAGAGAAAUACAUCGAUCUGAGGCACUAGCCGCUGAAGCCCACUCAGGUCCCUUCCCUGCCUGGAAUGUCUGCGGCUCGCUGCUCACUCUUCUGCCGUCAACGCCUCCAAAGGGAUUACAGAGAAAACCCCUGCUCCAGCUCACCUGCAGACCUCUUCAGAGGGCUAAUGGGCUAGGACAGAGCUGUCCAGAGAAGGACCUCCCUUGGCCCUGGAGGCCCCCUUUUCAGGGACCAGUCCACCAUUGUCUCUGUUGAGUGAAGCUCAUCCCAAGGAAAGGGGCCUCAGUCUCCCAGGAGUGGUGGGUAGGAGAGUUUCUUGCAGAACAUAUUUUCUCUGUACACAUACUCAUAUUAUGGCUGUAAAUACCUGUCUGCUGCCUGCAGCUGAGUUGGGUAUCCUCCUUGUGAGCUGGUUUCCCGCCCCAAAAGCUGGCUUCAGUGAAUCAGCUGCAGCACUGGAGUGAAGAUGCACUAGGGCCCAGGCGCCUGUUUGCUGUCCAAGUAUGUUGCUUACAGUGCUCUGGAGAGUGCCCCAGCAGCAUCUAGAAGCAGCUGCAGUGUUGCUGCUGCCACCUUCCUGCCUGCCUCUUCAGUCUCUUUUGUGACAUUUUUUCUUGGGCAGAAGCCAGGGACUAGUGUCAUUCCUUAAAAGAUACAUCCCUGCAGUGAGGAAGCUGGGCACCAUUUGGAGUUUGAGUGAUUGAGCCUGAUCCCCCUGCAUUCAUUUGGCUCCCACUAUUCAUUUGAUCCCACAGGGAUCAUGUGAGACUGAAAGGUGGUGGUAGGGAGGGUAGGGGACAAAUAUGAUGUCCAGACAGUCUUUAUGGGGACUAAGGCUAUAGUUAUAUUAGCAACAAACUAAUACAGACUGGGCUAAUGGGCCCAGACCCUAGGAUAAGGGCUCAAAUGGAAGAAUUUGGGAUAAAAAACAGGGGCCUGACCAGAGCUUUGGGGUGGAUGUAUGUGUGUCCGUGUGUGUGUGCACGUGUGUGUGCACGUGUGAGUAUAUUAUAUAUAUAUAUAUGGUUUGUUAGGUUGUAUGUAAAUUUGCAGAUUUCCUUUUUAUAUAUAUAUGAGAAAAAUAAAGCUUAAUUGUUCCCAAAA